Cuscuta campestris is the source of this 2144-nucleotide messenger RNA. NCBI's taxonomy places the organism in Eukaryota, Viridiplantae, Streptophyta, Magnoliopsida, Solanales, Convolvulaceae. The record is from the annotation of a GenBank genome assembly.
CUGACCGAGUGUAGAAACGUCGCCGCCGGCUCUCAUAACCAUCCGGUGCCGCCGCGAAUGCCCGGCAACCUCCAGAAUGCUCCAAUACCGGAACAAAGAUGAGCUGAUGAUUGAAGUCACAGAAGAGGUUAAUAGGCUCUCUCUCCCAGCAAGUGCGGCGGAGGGCGCCACCGGUGUUGAGCUCAAAGAAGUAAAUACGGCGGCAGUAUGGAGAGAAUUGAGAUGGACGAAAAGCAGACGAGGAGGCUCGAGUCGCUCAAGAAGAAGGCCAUUAAUGCCUCCAACAAGUUCAGGAAUUCCCUGACCAAGAAGGGGAGGAGAAACAGCAGGGUGUUUUCUGUUGUGAUAAUGGAGGACGAGCACGACGCCGAGGAAGUCAAGGCCGUUGAUGCCUUCCGCCAAGCCCUCAUCCUCGACGAAUUGCUCCCCUCCAAACACGACGAUUAUCAUUUGAUGUUGAGGUUUUUGAAGGCCAGGAAAUUUGAUGUGGAAAAAUCCAAACAAAUGUGGUCGGAUAUGUUGCAAUGGAGGAAAGAAUUUGGUGCUGACACAAUCAUGGAGGACUUUGAUUUCAAGGAGAAGGAAGAGGUGCUGAAAUACUACCCUCAAGGGCAUCACGGGGUGGACAAGGAUGGUAGGCCGGUGUAUAUAGAAAGGUUGGGUCAAGUUGAUGCCACCAAGCUGAUGCAAGUUACCACCAUGGAGCGCUACAUGAAGUACCACGUCCAGGAGUUUGAGAGGACCAACAACGAUAAAAUGCCCGCCUGUUCUAUAGCUUCCAAACGCCACAUUGACCAGAGCACAACUAUUCUUGAUGUCCAAGGAGUGGGUCUGAAAAACUUCACCAAAUCAGCUAGGGAGCUCAUCCAGGCCAUUCAAAAGGUUGAUGGUGACAACUACCCUGAGACAUUGUGCCGGAUGUACAUCAUCAAUGCUGGUUCAGGAUUUAGGCUCUUGUGGAACACAGUCAAGUCCUUCCUUGAUCCCAAGACCACUGCUAAGAUUAAUGUUCUCGGCAACAAGUACCAGAGCAAGUUGCUUGAAAUCAUUGAUGCCAGUGAACUUCCAGAGUUCUUCGGUGGCACCUGCACGUGCGCAGACAAGGGAGGGUGUAUGAUCUCGGACAAAGGCCCAUGGAAUGACCCUGAAAUCAUGAAGAUGGUUCGAAAUGGGGAUCACAAGUGCUCGAACAAGAUGGGUGUUCCAACUCUGGUGGAAGAGAAAACUAUCACCGAGUGUGAGAGCGCCACCAGUGCUAAGAAAACCCCUUCUUUUGCGUUGGACUCGGCAAAGAAGCUCUCAUCUGUUCAAGAGGAAGUGUGCCAACAGAAUGAGUACAUCCCCACUGUGGAAAAGAAUGUUCACCCAAGCUGGUCUAAGGCAGUAAGUUCACUAAAGGGUGACAACUUCAGUGUUGCAAAAGUGGCAGAUUAUUACACCGCACAUGAUGCGUGCAAGCCAUCAUCAGACAAAGGGAACCAACUCUUCUCAAGCAUGAUGACCUUUGUGAUGGGAGUUGUGACGAUGGUCCGAAUGUCGCGAAACAUGCCGAGCAAGCUCACCGACGCGACCUUCUAUUCCGGGUCAAUGCGCGAUGGGAUGAGUAAGGGAGGGGGGAACCCUCACUUCUACAACGAACAACCUGCUUCUAUCUCUGUCACAGAGUAUUUGAACAUGAUGAAACGCAUGGCCGAGUUGGAGGAGAAAGUGAUCACUCUCAGCAAGAAACCACCCACGAUGCCACUCGACAAGGAGGACCAGCUCGCCAGCGCUUUGAAUCGCGUCGACGUGUUGGAGCAACAACUUGCCGCGACCAACAAGGCUCUUGAGGAUGCUCUUAGCCAUCAAAGUGAGAUCAUGGCCUACCUUGAGAAGAUGAAAAAGAAAAAGAAGUUCUUUGGCUUUUGAACUGUUUAAGAGAGAAUGCAUGAAGAUAAUUAAUGUAUGUAUAUGUGUAUAGGAAACAACCAAAUUUAGAUACCUAGGGGACAUGCAUACUGUGGCAUUCACCCCUUGGCUUGUUUCAAUGUUGUUUGUUUAUGUUUAUUAUUGUUAAAGCUUUGUAUAAAUGUUUACAUCAUAUAUGCCUUCAGACAAGAAUGAUUUUGCUCAUGUAAACAUUUGUAACACUAUACCUGUGUUGU